Chlorella variabilis is the source of this 717-nucleotide messenger RNA. RefSeq lists its product as hypothetical. NCBI's taxonomy places the organism in Eukaryota, Viridiplantae, Chlorophyta, Trebouxiophyceae, Chlorellales, Chlorellaceae. Bases 1 to 717 code for a protein of 238 amino acids. Gene Ontology annotation, molecular function: peptidyl-tRNA hydrolase activity. The transcript is spliced from 5 exons. The record is from RefSeq and is a predicted model, not a curated record.
AUGGGCCAGGCCCUCUCGCUGCUGCCGCCGCCGCUGGGCCGGCGUGGCGCCGCCGCUGCCGCCGCUGCCAAGACCAAGGCCGGCAAAGCCUCCAUCGACCGGCCCGGCGAGGAGGACCCAGAUCUGUGGAUGGUGUGCGGCCUGGGCAACCCGGGGCCCCGCUACGAGAGCACACGCCACAACGUCGGCUUCAUGGCCGUUGACCAGCUGGCGCGGCAGGAAGGCAUCGCGGUCAACCGGCUGCAGGAGACGGCGGUGGUGGGGCGCGGCCGGUUUGCCGGCAAGAAGGUGCUGCUGGUGAAGCCCAUGACCUUCAUGAACGUCUCUGGAGAGGCGGUGGGGCGCCUGGCACGGUUCUACCGGGUGCCCGCUGAGCGUGUGCUGGACUUCACCAAGGUGGAGCGGGAGGAGGUGGAUGUGGCGGUACAUGAAAGCAUCGACAUUAUUCGCUCUGUGCUGACUGUGGGGCUGGAAAAGGCGGCUAGCGGGAUGCGGGUCGACGCCGCCGGCAAGCCCAUCCUGCCGCCGCACUCCAACGGAAAGCAGGGCGGCGGGCAGGGCGGCGGGCGCGGCAGCGGGCAGCCCGCGGCCAAGAAGCAGCGCCAGUUUGGCGGCGGCGGCGAGGGGGGCCCAGCGGCAGCGCAGCAGCGGCGGCAGCCUGAGGCGGCGGCGGCGGAGCCGACGCGUGGCACGGCGGCGGCCACGGCGGCACCAUGA